AUGGCCCACGACAAGAGCGAUGAGCAGCCCGCUGCCUCGCUCGCCGACCCCAUCACACAGGUCAAUGCCCCAGUAUCUCCAGAACCUGCAUCCCCAGCACCGGGCUCGCCUUCUUCCUCAGCUUCAGACCAGGUCGAUGACGACAGCAUCGAUCAGGAUGCCGAAGCUCGCAAGCGUGCCGAGCCCGUAGAGAAACAAGCAGCUCGCGAGGAGAUGUUCCGGACCCAGAGCUACGCAACCGACACCAGCGCCCUCACCCGCACAACCACCCGCCAGCUCAACGUCCACCCGGGCUCAGACAAGCCAUGGUACAAGACGCCAAACCCCUUGCGCUGGGGCAAGGUGCCUCCGAUCCCCGACGAGCGUCAGGUCAGCAGGGAGUACACGGCCGGCUUCUGGAGCAAGUUGACUUUCCAGUGGAUGGCACCAAUCAUGAACGUGGGCUACAAGCGGCCUCUCACACAGGAUGACCUGUGGACAGUCAAUCCGGACCGCAAGGCAGAGCUCAUGACCGAGCGCACCCGCAAAGCCUUUGAGAAGCAUGUCGCCGCCGGCGACAAGUACCCUCUCCUCUGGGCUCUCCACGAGUCGUUCUUCUGGGAGUUUUGGUUCGGUGGUUUGUGCCAGCUCGUCUCGUCCAUCUUCCAGGUCGUCUCGCCCUUCACGUUGCGAUUUCUCAUUCAGUUCGCCACCCAGGCUUGGAAUGCAGCUCAGACGGGUUCGCCUCCGCCUGCCAUUGGUCCUGGCAUCGGUCUUGCCUUUGGUGUCACCCUCAUGCAGAUCUGUCAGAGUCUCGGUAUCAACCACUUCAUCUACCACGGCAUGAUGAUUGGUGGUCAGGUGCGUGCUGUACUCAUCAGCAUGGUCUUUGAGAAGUCCAUGGUCAUCUCGGGCCGAGCCAGGGCCGGUGGCAAGGCGCUCACGGAAGCAGAAAGCGCCGAGGACAAGGACGAAAAGGGCAAGAGCACAACUGCUCCCGCGAGCAAAGCAUCCAAAGGCAAGGCUGAGACGGGCAAGAAGGGCGUGAUCGGGGAAGGCCAAGGCUGGGGUAAUGGCCGCGUGGUCAACCUGAUGAGCGUGGAUACGUAUCGUGUCGACCAGGCCUCGGCCCUCUUCCACAUGAUCUGGACGUCUCCUAUUCAGUGCAUCAUCACUCUCGCUCUUCUGCUUGUCAACUUGUCGUAUAGCGCGCUUGCCGGUUUCGCCCUGCUCGUGCUCGGUGUUCCCGCUCUGACACAGGCCAUCAAGAGCCUGUUCCGCCGCCGAGCACGGAUCAACAAAAUCACGGAUCAGCGUGUUGGCCUCACACAGGAGAUUCUGCAGUCUGUCAGAUUCGUCAAGUAUUUCGGCUGGGAGACCGCGUUCAUGGAGCGCCUGAACACGAUCCGCAACAGCGAGAUCCGGGCGAUUCAGGUCCUUCUCGCCAUUCGAAACGCCAUCAACGCCGUGUCCAUGUCUCUGCCCAUCUACGCGUCCAUGUUGACUUUCGUCACAUACUCGAAGACUAACAACGCUCUUGCCCCCGCUCAAGUCUUUUCAUCUCUAGCCUUGUUUAACGGACUUCGUAUGCCACUCAACCUGCUUCCCCUGGUUAUUGGCCAGGUGACAGAUGCCUGGCAAUCCAUUCAGCGUAUCCAGGAAUUCCUCCUCGCCGAGGAACUAGGAGAUGUUGCAGUUCACGACCCCGGGAACUCUCAUGCCGUCGAGCUCAAUAACGCCAGCUUCACCUGGGAACGAGCCACGACUCAGGACCCCACAGCUUCACCGGUGCCUGUUGGCAGUGAUAAAAAUGCUGCGGCGGCAGGCAAAGGGCCCAAGGCCGGGAAGGCUGCUAACAACGCCAAACCGUUGAAGGGGCCCAGCACGGCAGACGAAAGCGAUACUGCUAGCACGCUGGUGGAAGAGCGCGAGCCCUUCAAGAUUCAGGACCUGAACCUUGCCGUUGGACGCAAGGAGUUGAUUGCGGUGAUUGGCAGCGUCGGCAGUGGAAAGACCUCGCUUCUUGCCGCACUCGCAGGUGACAUGCGCAAGACUGAGGGAGAGAUUGUCUUGGGAGCGUCUCGGGCCUUUUGCCCCCAAUACGCCUGGAUUCAGAACGCCACACUUCGGGAGAACAUCCUUUUCGGAAAGGACAUGGAUCGGGCAUGGUACAAAGAAGUCAUCAAGGCCUGCGCUUUGCAACAAGAUCUCGACAUGCUCCCCAAUGGGGAUGCUACCGAGAUCGGCGAAAGAGGCAUCACCAUUUCUGGUGGCCAGAAGCAACGCCUGAACAUUGCCCGAGCCAUCUACUUCGAUGCCGAUAUUGUCCUCAUGGACGACCCGCUCAGUGCUGUGGAUGCCCAUGUUGGGCGUCACAUCUUUGACAACGCUAUUCUGGGACUGCUCAAGGACAAGUGUCGCAUUCUCGCGACACACCAGCUUUGGGUUCUGAAUCGCGUCGACAGGAUCGUCUGGAUGGAGGGCGGCAAGAUCCAGGCCGUGGAUACCUUUGACAACCUUAGGGCAAACCAUGCUGGCUUCCGACAGCUCAUGGAAUCGACUGCUGUCGAGAAGGAGGAGGAGAAAGAGGAUGCUGCCGUGGAGAAACCCCAGAGUGACGACAAGCCCAAGGCCAAGAAGAAGCGCACCCCUGGCCUUAUGCAGGCCGAGGAACGUGCAGUCGCAAGUGUUCCAUGGUCGACUUACAGAGCCUAUGUCCGGGCGUCUGGUACUCUGCUCAACGCUCCCAUGACCCUCCUGGUCCUCAUUCUCUCCCAAGGCGCCAACAUUGUCACAAGUCUGUGGCUCUCAUACUGGACCUCGAACAAGUUUGGGUUCGAGGAAAACAUUUACAUUGCAGGCUACGUCGCGCUCGGCACGAUCCAGUGCUUACUGAUGUUCUGCUUCUCAAUCUACCUCACCAUGCUUGGCACAAGAGCGAGCAGGACACUUCUCGGCAAGGCUGUGCAAAGGACGCUGCGGGCACCAAUGUCGUUCUUCGAUACCACACCACUUGGGCGUAUCACGAACCGCUUCUCGAGGGACGUUGAUGUCAUGGACAACAACCUGACGGAUGCCAUGCGCAUGUACUUCUUUACGCUGGCCAUGAUCAUUUCCGUCUUUGCACUCAUCAUCGCCUUCUUCCACUGGUUCACUGUGGCGCUAGUUCCCUUGGUGAUCAUCUUCCUUCUGGCUUCAUCCUACUACCGGUCCUCCGCUCGCGAAGUGAAGCGCUUCGAGUCCGUCCUUAGAUCCGUUGUCUUUGCCAAGUUUGCCGAGGGUCUCAAUGGAGUUGCCUCUAUUCGAGCGUACGGUCUGAAGGACAAGUUUGUGGAUGAUCUUCGGGUCGCCAUUGACGAGAUGAACGCUGCAUACUACUUGACAUUCAGCAACCAACGCUGGCUGUCGAUGCGCCUCGAUCUGAUUGGUAACCUUCUUGUCUUCACCACGGCGAUUCUUGUCGUAAACUCGAGAUUCAGCGUCGAUCCUUCUAUCGGUGGUCUGGUGCUGAGUUACAUCUUGGCCAUUGUGCAGAUGAUCCAAUUCACGGUGCGGCAGCUGGCUGAAGUCGAGAACGGCAUGAACGCUGUCGAGCGCAUCCUCUACUAUGGCAAUUCGCUGGAGGAGGAGGCACCUGAGCACACUGUCGAGGUCCGGCCCUCGUGGCCCGAGAAGGGUGAGAUUGUCUUUGACAAUGUCGAAAUGCGGUACCGAGCUGGACUCCCCCUGGUCCUGCAGGGCUUGACGAUGCACAUCAAGGGCGGCGAGCGCAUUGGUAUCGUUGGUCGCACGGGUGCUGGCAAGAGCUCCAUCAUGUCGACAUUGUUUCGACUGGUUGAGAUCUCGGGAGGCCACAUCACCAUCGACGGACUCGACAUCUCCACUCUUGGUCUCCACGACCUGCGAUCCCGCCUGGCCAUUAUCCCGCAGGACCCUACGCUAUUCCGCGGCACUGUUCGCAGCAACCUCGAUCCGUUCAACGAGCACACAGACCUCGCGCUGUGGUCAGCCCUCCGCCAGUCCGACUUAGUCCCCGCGGACGCCAACAUCGACGACAAGGACCCAUCCAGGAUUCACCUGGACAGCCAAGUCGAGGAAGACGGGCUCAACUUCUCCCUUGGCCAGCGACAAAUGAUGGCUCUGGCUCGCGCGCUCGUGCGUGGAAGCCAGAUCAUCAUCUGCGACGAGGCGACCUCAUCAGUGGACAUGGAGACGGAUGAAAAGAUCCAGGCCACCAUGGCGACUGGAUUCCGAGGCAAGACACUGCUGUGCAUCGCCCACCGGCUCCGCACGAUCAUCGGGUACGACCGGAUCUGCGUGAUGGACGCCGGGCAGAUUGCCGAAAUGGACGAGCCAAUCAACCUGUGGAAGCAGGGCGGCAUAUUCAGGAGCAUGUGCGACCGCAGCGGGAUCCGGGCGGAAGACAUUAUGAACGCGUCCGCUGCUUUGGCCGUCGGUGCUGGUGACGCUGCCAUGACCAGUGGUGCGGUUGUGGACGAGGAGAAACAAGCUCUCGAGAUCUCUGAGAAGCAGUAG
Molecule: messenger RNA, 4515 nt
Organism: Microdochium trichocladiopsis
Lineage: Eukaryota; Fungi; Ascomycota; Sordariomycetes; Xylariales; Microdochiaceae
Product: ATP-binding cassette transporter protein YOR1-like protein
Exons: 2
Coding region: 1-4515 (1504 amino acids)
Biological process (GO): transmembrane transport
Cellular component (GO): membrane
Molecular function (GO): ATP binding; ATP hydrolysis activity; ABC-type transporter activity
Source: RefSeq, a predicted model, not a curated record